CUAGGUUAUUAUUCCACGAGCUGGUUGCGUGUGCUAUUCGCCUGUCCGUUAAUUAAGUGAACUUUAUCAUAUUUUACCGGUUGUACUUUACUUAACCCCCAAAAGCCACAUACAAAAUGGUGUACGCUGUGAAAGACUCGAACGACUUGAAGACUCAGCUGACGAAUGCCGGCGACAAGCUGGUCGUUGUGGACUUCUUUGCCACCUGGUGUGGACCCUGCAGGAUGAUUUCCCCCAAACUGGAGGAGCUCGCUCAGCAAUAUACCGAACAACUUGUUGUGCUCAAGGUUGAUGUGGACGAAUGCGAAGACAUUGCCAUGGAGUACAAUAUUUCCAGCAUGCCCACGUUCCUGUUCAUCAAGAACUCCAACAAGGUGGAGGAGUUCGCCGGCGCCAAUGCGACCAAGUUGGCCGACACCAUUAAGAGGCUCCUCUAAGCAAAAUGCUGCGCAAUAUCUAAAAACACUUUGGCCUCAAUGUCGCUUCAUCGAUGGAUUGCAAUGCGAUCCCGGAAGGGGACAAUUCGUUUUCUUCAUACCGUUUAGUUGAUAAUAAUGUACUAUUCCAUAAGUGCAACGUUUGCAAGUGAUGUGUGUCCUCAAACUACAUGCAAUCAAUCGAAUCAAUUUUGCACAAUGGUUUUUCCCCCGUCUUUUAUUAUUGUUUGUGUUAAGCGGCAAUAAGCACUUGGCAGCGCAACAUUAAGAAAUGAGAUACACAUGUGGCUUUUAAUAUAACUAAAUUAAAUUGUUUUGCCUAAUUAACUAAUUACUUAAGAAGGGCUCUUUUUGUAACGCAAAUGCAUUGUAAACAGUUUUCGAAAACAGCAAACAGAAGCAAAUCAAAUAAAUAAAUCUAAAACACA
Messenger RNA from Drosophila grimshawi, 865 nucleotides. It is a transcript of the gene Trx2, whose product is annotated as thioredoxin-2. Gene Ontology annotation, molecular function: protein-disulfide reductase activity. The transcript is spliced from 3 exons. NCBI's taxonomy places the organism in Eukaryota, Metazoa, Arthropoda, Insecta, Diptera, Drosophilidae. The record is from RefSeq and is a predicted model, not a curated record. Bases 117 to 437 code for a protein of 106 amino acids.